This is a messenger RNA of Tarenaya hassleriana, 1287 nucleotides long. RefSeq names its product cytidine deaminase 1-like. The record is from RefSeq and is a predicted model, not a curated record. Lineage: Eukaryota; Viridiplantae; Streptophyta; Magnoliopsida; Brassicales; Cleomaceae. The transcript has 2 exons. Gene Ontology annotation, cellular component: cytosol. The coding region runs from base 151 to 1098 and encodes 315 amino acids. Gene Ontology annotation, molecular function: zinc ion binding; cytidine deaminase activity.
UUAUUAAAUUAACCCAUUAAUUUAUUAGCAUCUCUCUCAAGCACAGUCCCGCGUAUAAAUACUUGGCCACAGCAUCUUCUGCCUCAUCGUCCUCGGUUUUCGAACCAUCCUCCGACCCGACCCGACCCGACCAGGCCCGACUGGAUUCUAAUGGAUCGACCGAAAUUCGUUAUCCAACCCGAAGAAGCCGAAACCGCCGCGAAGCGACUCGGCGUCUCCGUUGUUGAGCUCCUCCCGUCGCUAGUGAAGCCGGCGAAGUCCCUGGCUCGACCUCCGAUCUCCAACUUCCACGUCGCCGCCAUCGGGCUUGGCUCCUCCGGCCGGAUUUUCGUCGGCGUCAAUGUCGAGUUCCCCGGUCUCCCUCUCCACCACUCCAUCCACGCUGAGCAGUUCCUUGUCACCAACCUCUCCCUCUCCGGCGAGAAAUGCCUGCGCUACGUCGCCGUGUCAGCCGCCCCCUGCGGCCAUUGCCGCCAGUUCCUCCAGGAGGUUCCCGACGCUCCCGACAUCAAAAUCCUCAUCACCGAUUCCAACGCGCUCCCCUCACGCGCCGCUGGCGACGGAGAUGAAUUCGAGCGGCUGUCGAGUCUUCUUCCCCACAGAUUCGGCCCUGACGAUCUCCUGGAGAAGGACGUGCCUCUCCUCCUCGAGCCGCACGAUAACCGCCUGACGAUUCCGGAUAUCGACCUUGAUUGCCACCGAGAUGGCGAGAUCUGCAACGGCGGAGCGGAUUCCGGUCACGGAACUCGAUCGGAGAUGAUGCGCGUGGCCCUAGAGGCGGCGAACAGGUCGUACGCACCGUACAGUGGGUGUCCGUCGGGAGUGGCGGUGGUGGAUUGCGACGGGGGGGUUUUCAGGGGAUGGUACAUGGAAUCGGCGGCGUAUAACCCUAGUUUGGGGCCGGUACAGGCGGCGAUGGUGGAUUAUGUGGCCAACGGCGGCGGUGGAGGCUACGAGAGGAUCGUCGGAGCUGUGCUGGUCGAGAAAGAGGGCGCGGUGGUCCGGCAAGAGCACACGGCGAGGCUUCUCUUGCAGACGAUCUCGCCCAAGUGCGACUUCCAGGUCUUCCAUUGCCGUGCGGGCUUGCCUGCUUCUUGAAUGAUGAUGGCCAUGAUGAUGAUGAUGAUGAUGACGACUACGAUAAAAAUGGGGGUGAUGACCCAAAGGGCGGUGGGAAUAAAUAAAUAAGUCUCUCUUGGUCUUUGUUAUUGUAUUUUGGAUAAUUAUUUAAUCAUUGUUUCACAAUCCCGUGUUAAUACAAAGUUAAAGCUUCUACCUUUUUUAUCA